CUUCCUAUCCUCUAUCCUCUCUUCUCCUCUUUUCCUCUUUCCUUCUCCUUUCAUUCCGUUCACAUUUCUAAUCAAGAUUUUCAGUCUCAGUUUUGUCGUGCAGUCUUUCUCAGCUCAUCGUCGAGGAUCGUCUAUUCCUUUAAAACACAACAGUAAACUUCGACUUCUAUCUUUCGUUCUAAGGUCUUCAUUUAUCGAUUAUCCGGUAGUACUGCAGAUAAAAGAAGAAAUGUCUCCCACUCAGUAUUAUCACGUGCAGUGCACGCCGACCGUCUAUCCGGCUGACCCUUUCAACACCGAGGAAGAUGCAGCUCUGUUGAGAACAGCGAUGAAGGGUUUUGGUACCGAUGAACAAACAAUUAUCGAUGUCCUUGCUCAUCGUGGAAUUGUUCAACGUAUGGAAAUUGCGGAAAAAUUUAAAACGAUGUACGGCAAAGAUCUAAUCUCCGAAUUGAAAUCCGAACUUGGCGGGAAUUUUGAAAAAGCUAUUGUCGCCUUGAUGACACCUCUGCCAGAAUUUUAUGCCAAAGAAUUGCACGAUGCAAUUUCUGGAAUGGGUACGGAUGAAGGUGCACUCAUUGAAGUUCUUGCAUCUCUCAGCAAUUAUGGCGUCAAAACGAUAGCUGCUGUUUACAAAGAGUUAUAUGGCUCUGAAUUGGAGGAUGACCUCAAAAGUGAUACUUCCGGUCAUUUCAAGAGGCUUCUAGUUUCACUAUCAUGCGCAAACAGAGAUGAAAGUUCGGAAGUUGACUUAGCAGCCGCAACAGAGGAUGCAGAGAAAUUAUUAUCUGCUGGUGAAGAACAAUGGGGAACUGAUGAGAGUACAUUUAACGCUGUACUGAUUACAAGAAGUUUCCCACAAUUAAGACAAAUUUUUAAAGAAUACGAACGCCUUGCUGGCCAUUCCUUGGAAGAAGCUAUCAAACAAGAAUUUUCAGGUUCUCUAGAAGAUGGUUAUCUCGCAGUUGUGAAAUGCGCUCGAGAUAAAACUGCAUACUUUGCAGAAAGACUUUACAAAGCUAUGAAUGGAAUUGGUACGACUGAUUCAACUUUAAUACGAAUAAUAGUAGCUAGAUCAGAAAUUGAUUUGGGUGACAUCAAGGAGGAUUAUCAAAAGAUUUAUGGAACAUCGCUUGCAGGUGACAUCGAUGAUGACACUUCCGGUGACUACAAGAGACUCUUGCUUGCCCUACUCGGAUGAAAACGUUCCGAUCGUUCAACAACUAUUUUUUGCUUUUUAAAUCGUAUUUUAAUACUAUGGAUGAUACGUAAUGAUUUUCUGUUCUAAAAUUUUUUAGAAAGUUCAUUAAUUUCUUCUUAAUAUAUUAUUAUCACGAUCGAGAGGGUGAAUAUGAUUUGACAUGUAUGUGUUUAUUCAAAUAGUUUUCUGAAUUCAUUUUUUUUCUUUUUCCGUCGAAUAAAAUGCAGACAAUCUCAUUUAUAGAUCAUGCUGUUCUGCGUUUUCUAAAAUGGUAUUAUACGAACCUUUUAAAAGAAAGGAUUAAUCGAAGCCUUACGAGAUAAAGGUUGUAAGCUAUUAUCAAAAAGAAACAAAGAAAAAUAUGUAUUUCCAAAUUUUUCGUUAAUUAAUAAAUCUAUCGAUUAGCAUUCGAUCAUUACGUUAUCCGAUUUAUAGCUUUCACAGUUAGGGGCUUCGAUAAAUGAAAAUGUAAUUGUAACACGAGGGUUGUGCCGAUUAAUUAAUAAUACAUACAAUUAAUACAAACAUAUACACGUGUGUAAAUUAACCAAGUAUACUAAUUGCAAUUUAUUUUUUCGAGCAUGCAUGCACAUGUAUACUUUGGCGUGUGGUAUACAUUUCUUUAUAUAUUAUAUAUAUAUAAAUAUAGAUAUAAUAUAUAUGUGAAUACAAGGAAAGAUUAUGGUACAAAUAUUCGCGCACGAUUGCUUCUAUGUUAACGCAAACUAUAAUUUAGUUCCAAAAAUUCUUUCUUUUA
Messenger RNA from Polistes canadensis, 1958 nucleotides. RefSeq names its product annexin B9-like. NCBI's taxonomy places the organism in Eukaryota, Metazoa, Arthropoda, Insecta, Hymenoptera, Vespidae. Bases 230 to 1201 code for a protein of 323 amino acids. Gene Ontology annotation, cellular component: cytoplasm. The transcript has 7 exons. Gene Ontology annotation, molecular function: calcium ion binding; calcium-dependent phospholipid binding. The record is from RefSeq and is a predicted model, not a curated record.